CCCGCGGAUGAGGAGGAGACUUCUGCUAACUACACCUGGGACAAUUUCAAGGACAUCCAGGGAUGCGACUCAGUAAGUUUCGAUUUAGAGAUUGAAAAUGAGCGGAGAUAUUUGUUCUGCUUGAGGACCCCCGAAAAAAUGCUUCUGUUGGAUGGUUGCGAGGAUAAACCAUUUGUCCAGCCGACAAAACGAGGAUGGACUACGGAUCGGAUCGAUCGCACAAGCAUGAUCAUUUUCCCCGGGCUUUUUACACUUUUCAACAUUAUUUACUGGUCUUACUACCUCAGCCUAGAUUAAAA
Molecule: messenger RNA, 299 nt
Organism: Cylicostephanus goldi
Lineage: Eukaryota; Metazoa; Nematoda; Chromadorea; Rhabditida; Strongylidae
Source: the annotation of a GenBank genome assembly